Macadamia integrifolia is the source of this 804-nucleotide messenger RNA. RefSeq names its product 60S ribosomal protein L28-2. NCBI's taxonomy places the organism in Eukaryota, Viridiplantae, Streptophyta, Magnoliopsida, Proteales, Proteaceae. Gene Ontology annotation, cellular component: cytosolic large ribosomal subunit; ribosome. Gene Ontology annotation, biological process: translation. Gene Ontology annotation, molecular function: structural constituent of ribosome. The record is from RefSeq and is a predicted model, not a curated record. Bases 165 to 617 code for a protein of 150 amino acids. The transcript is spliced from 4 exons.
GAUCACGAGUCUUGACCGAUUCGAUACCGAUCCAGUCUCUAGGGUUCAUUAGGGUUUUUGAUAUCAUUAUAAAGCUGGUCUCCACAGCUCUCUAUACUCUGCGCUACCUAGGACCCCGACUUCCGCAGAGGACGUUAGAGACUACCUUUGCUUUCUCUGGUAAAAUGGCUACUGUUCCUGGGCCUUUGAUUUGGGAGAUCGUGAAGAAGAACAACUCGUUUCUCGUUAAGGAGUUCGGGAAUGGGACUGCUAGUGUGCAGUUCAGUAAGGAGAGCAACAAUCUCUACAACGUUAACUCCUUCAAGUACUCAGGGCUGGCAAACAAGAAGACAGUUUCGAUUCAACCUGCGGGAAAAGAUCUGUCUGUGUUGCUUGCCACUUCCAAGACGAAGAAGCAGAACAAACCUGCAAGUUAUCUCCACAAGUCCGUCAUGAAGAACGAAUUCCGUAGGAUGGCUAAGGCUGUUAUCAACCAGGUUGCAGAUAACCACUACAGGCCAGACCUGAAGUAUGCGGCUCUUGCAAGGCUUAGUGCUGUGCAGAAGAGCCUCAGGGUUAGCAAGUCGGGUGUCAAGAAAAGGAACAGGCAGGGGGUCAAGGUCCACGGUAGGAAGUGAAUCAAGAAGUGAUUUUUUGUGAUGAGGGGUUCUUAGUUUUUCUUUUUGAAGCUUUUUCUUCUUUUGGAUUCACCAUUUUUAAUUUGGUAGUGUGAAUUGAGAGGCUGAGACAUUUGUUUUAGAAGCUGAAAAUAUAUGUUUGAACUUGAAUUUUGGUAUAAACCGUUCUGUCGUUCUUUCUGAAGCA